AUGAUCAUUGAAUUACGUCGUUUGGGUGUUAGUCUGUUAUGCUUAGCAGUGGGUCUGAGUAUUGCAUCGUUGGUAACAAGUCUUUGGGAUUGUGGAAAUUUAUUCUCAGGAUGUCAGAAUACUGUUCAUAAGGAGACUGUAUCAGCUGUUGCUGGCUUAAUCAUUUUAGGCACUGUAUGCCUAUUAAUCAUCAUCCUAUUGGAUGCGAUUGCACUGUGUUCAGAUGUAUUCGCCUCACGUGCUGCUUAUACAACUGUACGUUUCAUCAUAUUAUACUUGGGUGCUGCAGCUCUCUUGAUUGGCAUACUAGUGUACACAUCAUUAGUCGGACAUCAUUGGUCAUACUUCUUCGCAGUGACUGGAGCUGUACUAGCAACACAAGUGGCUAUAUUGGCAAUCAUGUCGUCAAAAUGUGUUACCGUUCGAACCACUACAACAACGAGAACAAUUCGAGAAAGUCGUCUGGCACAUCGGUAAACCAAUUACCAAUUCGUUUAUUUUGCUUUGAAACAUUCAACCAAUUUCCCACAUUUUAUCCUUUCUCUCAUUCAUGAUCAUUCUAUUUCUCUUGUGACUAAUUUAGCUUAAGCAAUAACAUCUAUUGUAUUGUAUUGUAUUGUAUUGUAUUGUAUAUUUGACAGUAUUCAAUGUGCAUGUUGUGUUGUUACAUGUCCAAUGAUUGCCUUACUGUGUGUUUUUCUAAUUUAAAUAUCAUAUUGAUAUAUAAACAUUGUAAUCGACAAGAUCACUGAAACGAAGUUUUAUUGGGCAUUCAGUGUACGAUUAAAAUGAAUCUGCCACUUCUUCACCAGGAUAUUAUCGAGUUUGCAAUAUGAAUAUUCAUAGAUAGUUAGAAGCUGUAAUGGUAAAUAAAUCCUCGAAAUCAAUAGAUCUGUAAGUUUUCAAUAUUUGGAUGCUGACCAUGUUAGUUUUAAUGAACUUAUUUAGAUGAAAACGCUUGAUUAUGCAUCUGUAUCAGAUUGCGAGUGGGAACACCGUGAUCAACAUCCUCUGUAAUUGCUAACCAGUCUAGAUCAGUCAAUUCUAUUGAAUAUAUCUUUGAACCUACUCGCUUCUGACUUUUUAAUUCACUAGGUGGGUACUAUUUAUAGUAGAAGGUGCCACUGGUUAAAGCGUUGUCAAACAUGUUACUUACGUACUUACGCCUGUUACCCCCAAUGGAGCAUAGGACGCCGACCAGCAUUCUCCAACUCACUCUGUCCUCGACCUUCCUUUCCAGUUCUAUCCUAUUUUUGUUCAUUCCUCUCAUGUCUGUCUCUAUUCCUCAGUGUAAUGUAUUCUUUGGUCUCGAGAAUUCCAUGUGAGGGCUUGCCUUGUGACAUUUGGGUGCUUUCCUCAAUGUGUGUCCUAGCCUCUUACAGCACUUCUUCCUGAUUUCUUUCUCCGGUGAGAUCUGGUUUAUUCUCUCCCAUAGUAAAUUGUUGCCAAUAGUGUCUGACCAAUGGAUUCGAAGUAUUUUGCGUAGACAGCUGUUAAUAAACACCUGUAUUUUCUGAUGAUGGCUUUCGUAGUUCUCCAGGUUUCCGCCCCAUACAGUAGAACUGUCUAGACAUUUGUAUUGAAAAUUCCGACUCUGGUGUUGGUUAACAUUUGUUUUGAGUUCCAGAUGUUCUCCAGUUGCAAAUUUGCUGCUCUUGCUUUGCCGAUCCUCUCCGAGUUCCAAAUACCUGUAGCAUCUUCAGCUGUUUAGGUAUUAGAGUGUAGUGGUUUUGUUUCGUUAAUUAAUCACCUCAAUAAUCGUUUUAAUAUAAACCUCAACGGUGAUUAAAAUUAGAAGGUAAUGAGAAACGACAACUACAGUUUUCUUAGCUCAUAGUGCAGAUCAUCAAGCUAUAAGCACAUCAAACCUAUUUGAAACCGAGAGGCGAAUAAGUAUAUGUGAGCAAUUAUAUAGACAAAUUUAUAGUCAAAUUGCAUAAUGGCGCAGCAAGGUAAAGCAAGGGACGAAUAAUAGGAUUUGAGUACAUA
Schistosoma haematobium is the source of this 1989-nucleotide messenger RNA. Its product is annotated as Sphingomyelin phosphodiesterase 2, neutral membrane (Neutral sphingomyelinase). The record is from RefSeq and is a predicted model, not a curated record. Bases 1 to 477 code for a protein of 158 amino acids. Lineage: Eukaryota; Metazoa; Platyhelminthes; Trematoda; Strigeidida; Schistosomatidae. The transcript has 2 exons.